This is a messenger RNA of Drosophila navojoa, 471 nucleotides long. Its product is annotated as larval cuticle protein 2. NCBI's taxonomy places the organism in Eukaryota, Metazoa, Arthropoda, Insecta, Diptera, Drosophilidae. Gene Ontology annotation, molecular function: structural constituent of chitin-based larval cuticle. The record is from RefSeq and is a predicted model, not a curated record. Gene Ontology annotation, cellular component: chitin-based extracellular matrix.
AUGGCAAGGAUAAUCAGUGAUAAAACUGAACUGAAUUCCUUUCAGGUGUUGAUCUGCGCUGUUAUCGGCAUGGCCGUCGCUUUGCCAGUCAGUGAUGAGUCGAAGGCUCAGGUCAUCAGCCGCAAGGACGAUGUGCGCGCCGAUGGCUUCGAUGCCUCCUUGGAGACCGACAACAAGAUCUCUCGCGCCGAGAGCGGCGAUGAGAAGGGCAACAUCCACGGCAGCUUCAGCUGGAUCUCCCCCGAGGGCGAACUGAUCGAGGUCAAGUAUGUGGCCGAUGAGAACGGAUACCAGCCCGUCAGUGCCAGUCUGCCCGUUGCUCCCCCAAUCCCAGAGGCCAUCCAGCGCUCUCUGGAAUGGAUUGCUGUCAACGCACCCAAACUUGACCGCAAGAACUAACUGAAUCCUGUAGCCGACAUCAUUCGAAAAUGAUAUGGUGAUGACAAAACUGCCAUUCCUUUCCAUUGUAAA